CGUGCUCCCGAAGAGAGCCGGGGAACAGAGAGGGGAAGAUGGGAGGAGAAGAUGCCCAGUGACGGGACUGAGACCGGGACUGGGUCCAGCAGCACCGGGACUGGGUCCAGCAGCACCGGGACCACAGGGACCAGUAAGGCAUCCAGUAGCACCGGGACCAGCAGCACCGGGACUACCGGGCCUAGCACCGGGCCCAGUAAGGGGUCCAGCAGCACCGGGACCACCGGGCCUAGCACCGGGCCCAGUAAGGGGUCCAGCAGCAGCACCAGGACCGGGUGCAUGCAGAGGCUGCUGCCGGUGGCGGUGACGGUGUCCGGUGCGCUCGCGCUGCUGCUGCUGCUCCUCGCGCUGUGCACGGACCACUGGUAUGAGACCGACACGCACCGCCACAAAGAGAACUGCGACCGGACCGGAACCGAGUCCUCUGACCAGCAGAACCGCGACAUGCCGAUCUACCACCUGCCGCUGCUGGAGUACGGGGGGGGGACGCGCGCGCGCAGCAAGCCCGUGCACGUGGGCAGCCGCGAGGACGAGCUGCUGGAGAACUGGCGAGCGAUCCUCGGGAUGGGCAUCCUCGAGACCGCGUGCGGGAGGCCGCUGUUUCCCGCGCACUCCGGACUGUGGAGGAAAUGCUUCUGCGCGGGAAGAGACCCGGACAUCGACCGGCUGAUCGAUAGGGGGGUAGCCAACACCCCUGAUUUAGAUGUACGCAAACCUUGCCCGCAACUAAGUGCCCGGGACUAA
Notothenia coriiceps (black rockcod) is the source of this 744-nucleotide messenger RNA. Its product is annotated as transmembrane protein 178A-like. The record is from RefSeq and is a predicted model, not a curated record. The coding region runs from base 52 to 744 and encodes 230 amino acids. NCBI's taxonomy places the organism in Eukaryota, Metazoa, Chordata, Actinopteri, Perciformes, Nototheniidae. The transcript is spliced from 2 exons. Gene Ontology annotation, biological process: negative regulation of osteoclast differentiation; regulation of cytosolic calcium ion concentration. Gene Ontology annotation, cellular component: endoplasmic reticulum membrane.